CACCAAGGAGAGCUUCCCAAACAGCCGCUAUCGCCUUCCAUCCUCCCCCAAUCCUCCGCUGCUCGACAUGUCUCUCACAUAUGGCUUAGGCGGUGGCUCAGUGGCAUUAGGUGUCGUUGGCCUGUAUAUGCUUUUUAAUGGGGAGGGCGAAGCUUUCAAUGUCGGACAAUUCCUCGAAAGCGUAUCACCUUACACAUGGGCGAGCAUGGGAAUAGGGCUCUGCAUCGGCCUAUCAGUAGUUGGAUCGGCAUGGGGAAUCUUUACCACCGGAGUAUCCAUCGUCGGAGGAGGUGUCAAGGCCCCAAGGAUACGGACGAAGAACCUCAUCUCUAUCAUCUUCUGCGAAGUCGUGGCCAUUUACGGCGUCAUCAUGGCCAUCAUCUUCUCCUCCAAACUGAACUACGUCUCCGACUCAGAGAAGCUUUACUCAGCCCGCAACUUCUACACCGGGUAUGCCCUGUUCUGGGCUGGCAUCACAGUGGGCAUGUGCAACCUGGUUUGCGGCGUUUCCGUCGGAAUCAAUGGAAGCAGUGCUGCAUUAGCAGAUGCUGCAGACCCCAACUUGUUCGUCAAGAUCCUCGUCAUUGAGAUCUUCAGCUCCAUCCUAGGACUUUUUGGCCUAAUCAUAGGCCUGCUCGUUCAAAGCAAUGCUCCAGACUUCGAGGUGUGGCCCGAGCUCACCUGUUCGAAUAAAGCAUCAGCGAGGUCGACCAUCUCCAUGCUCCACAUCCUCUUUCCUCACAUUUCAACCAUGACCAACACAAAGCUUCAAGUAGCAAUACUCAUCGUCUCGGAAACAGCGGCCAAAGACCCGUCCACAGACAAGUGCUUCCCAGUUCUCAAAGAAGUCUUUAACAAUCUUAGCAAUGGCCAAUGGGAGAUCGUAGCAGCCGGCGUCGUGUCGGACGCCAUUCUCGACAUCCAGAAAUUCAUACGGAAGUGGAGCGACUGGGAGGAUGCAGUCAAUCUGAUUGUCACUAGUGGGGGCACUGGGUUUGCGGUCAAGGACGUUACUCCAGAGGCUGUAUCGCCUCUGCUGAAUAGACAAGCUCCUGGACUUGUCUAUGGCAUGCUAGCUUCAUCAUACGCGGUCACUCCAUUCGCACUGAUGUCAAGACCUGUGGCUGGUGUCCGCAAGAAGAGUCUCAUUAUAACGUUGCCUGGAUCACCGAAGGGUGCCAAAGAAAAUCUCGAAGCCGUGAUCAAACUGCUUCCUCACGCAUGCAUACAAGCAGCAGGAGCAGACUCGCGGCUUCUCCAUGCUGAAGGAUUGAAAAAGCUUGAGGAGGAAGCUGGUGUCUUGUCUCCUUCUAACCAAGGUGGACCGGCAGGUGGAUAUCCCCAUCACCAUUACAGUCAUGGACAUGGGCAUGAACAUGAUCAUUCACAUAGCCAUGGAGGCCAUGCUAUUCCAAGAGCUCAUACCAGAUCAGAGGGUCGACCGCAGUCGAACGAUCCUAAUGCAGGGCCAACACGCAGGUAUAGAUCAUCGCCCUAUCCGAUGCUUGCCGUAGAUGAGGCUUUGAAGCUCAUAUCACAACAUACGCCAGCACCGAUAGUACAGAAAGUUCCAGUUGACAUGUCCCUUGGGGGUGCGGUACUAGCAGAAGAUGUGAAGGCUAGAGAAUCUGUUCCAGCCUUCCGGGCAAGCAUCGUCGAUGGUUAUGCUGUUCGGAUUCCAAAGUCUGCGAAAUUUGCCAAAGGGGCUUAUCCCGUUGCCCUUGUAUCACAUGCUCAGGCAGGUGAUGUUAAGGAGUUGAGAGAAGGCGAGAUUGCAAGAAUCACGACUGGCGCCCCGCUUCCUCCAGGCGCAGACGCUGUGGUCAUGGUGGAGGAUACCGCCCUAAAAUCGCAGACUGAUGACGGAAAGGAAGAGAAAGAGGUGGAAAUUUUGACCGAUGACAUAAAAACAGGCGAGAACGUCCGAGAAGUGGGGAGCGAUGUCAAAGAGGGAGACAUCAUCAUGAAGAAGGGAGAAGGCGUCACAGUAGUCGGCGGCGAAUUCGGCUUGCUAGCAUCCGUUGGCACGACUGAGGUUUCUGUGUACAAGAGGCCGAUAGUCGGCGUCCUAAGCACAGGAGACGAAAUCAUUCCGUAUGACAGACCUGGCCCCCUAAGGCUAGGGGAGGUUCGAGAUACGAACCGACCAACGCUCAUCACUGCGACCCGAAGUCAUAGAUUCCAAGCCGUAGAUCUAGGCAUAGUAUCAGACAAACCUGGUGCCCUCGAGCAAACCCUUCGUGAUGCCUUCCGCAAAGUCGACGUCAUCAUCACCAGCGGCGGCGUCUCUAUGGGCGAACUCGACCUCCUCAAACCAACCAUCGAGCGCUCCCUCGGUGGCACAAUCCACUUCGGCCGCGUCAAUAUGAAGCCCGGAAAGCCUACUACCUUCGCCACUAUCCCCGUCAAAAACGACGCUGGAGAACACGCUACCAAAGCAAUUUUCUCAUUGCCCGGAAACCCCGCUUCCGCGAUCGUCACUUUCCACCUUUUUGUGCUGCCGUCAUUGCAUCAGGCGAGUGGGAUUAAGCCGUUGGGAUUACCGAAGGUGAAGGUCACGCUCGAGGAAGAUAUUAGGAUGGAUCGGCAAAGACCCGAGUAUCAUCGUGCUUUAAUAGUCACCAAGGAGGAUGGUUUGCUGUAUGCGAGUAGUACUGGGGGUCAGCGUAGUUCGAGGAUCGGAAGUUUCAAGGGGGCGAAUGCGUUACUGUGUAUGCCAGCAGGCCAGGGGGCGAUGAAGAGGGGAGGGUGCGUGGAUGCGUUGUUAAUGGGGAAGUUGGGGGAGUUUGAAGACUGAGGUGUGGGAUAUUAGGAGCAGACUAGGAUUGAUGUACGUG
Molecule: messenger RNA, 2837 nt
Organism: Lindgomyces ingoldianus
Lineage: Eukaryota; Fungi; Ascomycota; Dothideomycetes; Pleosporales; Lindgomycetaceae
Product: gephyrin
Exons: 11
Coding region: 68-2797 (909 amino acids)
Biological process (GO): proton transmembrane transport; Mo-molybdopterin cofactor biosynthetic process; molybdenum incorporation into molybdenum-molybdopterin complex
Cellular component (GO): proton-transporting V-type ATPase, V0 domain; cytoplasm; cytosol
Molecular function (GO): proton-transporting ATPase activity, rotational mechanism; molybdopterin molybdotransferase activity
Source: RefSeq, a predicted model, not a curated record